Messenger RNA from Jaminaea rosea, 842 nucleotides. RefSeq lists its product as hypothetical. The record is from RefSeq and is a predicted model, not a curated record. The transcript has a single exon. The coding region runs from base 52 to 687 and encodes 211 amino acids. Lineage: Eukaryota; Fungi; Basidiomycota; Exobasidiomycetes; Microstromatales.
CCCUACCUCUUACGCAUACAUUCACCUCUCCUUGUCAUCGACCUGCGCAUCAUGGCCGCGACAUCACGCAGCACAGCUCCCGCCCGCUCAGAUCGUGAUCGUCUUCGCGACUACUACGGCCUCGCGGGUCCAGACGACCAAGCCGCCUCUUCCUCAGCUGCUGCCUCCUCUUCCUCUUCGCCUUCGCUUGGUCCUACUUCAGCUCCAUCCAAACCAUCACGAGAUGCCCUGCCAACCUCGAUACCCUGCCUCCUACGCUGCCAUGCCUCUCUCCUCACCUCUAUGCGCGAGCUAGAUGGAGAACGUCAAUCCCUCGUGUAUAAUCAUCACGGCGACUUGGUUGCUGCUUCUCAGACCAUCAGCAAGAUGAAGGAGCAGAGCGAUCAAUUGACAGCUACGUUGCAGGGAUUGCAGAGGGGACUUGAAGGGAUGGGAAAGUGGGAAGGUCAACUAGCAGGGAUGGAGAGUGUGGGCGGGGUGAGAAAGGGAAGGCAAGAGACGGGCGUGGACAUUGAGAAGGAUGUAGCGCCCAUCGUGACCUUGCCUGAGAGGCUGAGGGAUGCGGCUGCAUUACGAGCAGCGUCAGAGGGCAGGGAUGAAGAAGCUGCGGAGUCAGCGAGGGGUCUCGAGCAAGGUGAGUCGGCAUGCGCCGUAUCAGGGUCGUCUGGACGUGCACAUCAGGUCUGACCUCUACUAUCUCCCCACUCGCGCGCAGGCCUGGCAGCAGCAGAAGCCCUCUGGGGACGUCACGAGAGCGUACUCUCAUCAUGGGCGAGCCAGGGAGUCGCAGGAGCAGGCAUAGUAGCGGAUGAGUGCAGAGCAGUGCUUCGAGAGCUACGAGA